Molecule: messenger RNA, 1835 nt
Organism: Cornus florida
Lineage: Eukaryota; Viridiplantae; Streptophyta; Magnoliopsida; Cornales; Cornaceae
Product: serine/threonine-protein kinase STY13-like
Exons: 8
Coding region: 298-1509 (403 amino acids)
Biological process (GO): protein phosphorylation
Cellular component (GO): plasma membrane
Molecular function (GO): protein kinase activity; ATP binding
Source: RefSeq, a predicted model, not a curated record
AACGCAGUAUAUAUGUGAAGCAGCAAAAUUUAGGUUCCCCUUCUCUCUCUUCUUUCUCUCUCUAAACUUCCUGUCAAUUUUUUUUCUUCUUCAAUCCCCUCCUCAAAACGCUUUACUUUUUGGAUUAAUCAAUCAAUUCAAGGGCUUAUUUUGUUCUUCCUUUUCUGGGUAAUUGUACACAGGUUCUUCCUUAUACUGGGACGGUGUUUGAAGUUGAAAGAGAAGGCUUUCGUUGGAAUAAUGAUAUUUUAUUUUUCCUGUUCUAAACAUUGAUUGUUGUGUUUUGAGUGUAAAAAAAUGGAUUUGGAGAGUGGUGAGGCAGAGAGAGGUGUUGAUAUUUUGAGAAAGUCCCAAACCCACGAAGGAGACACUGUCCUUGACAAGUCUAGUGUUGCAGAUGGGGCUUUGGGGAGGAAUGUGAAAGAUGUUGGGAGUAUUAGUAGCAAAGAUAUGUUUGUGAGGGCAGAUAUGAUUGAUUUCAAGAGUUGGGAUUUGCAGUUUGAGAAGCACUUGAGCAGGGCUUGGUCAAAGGAUGGGGAAGGUCAUACGAAGAAGGAAGAGUGGGAAAUUGAAUUAGCUAAACUGGAUAUAAGAAAUGUUAUAGCUCAUGGGACCUAUGGCACUGUGUACCGAGGUGUUUAUGAUGGCCAAGAUGUUGCAGUGAAGGUAUUGGAUUGGGGAGAGGAUGGAAUUGCCACAGCUGCUGAAACAGCUACACUCCGGGCAUCAUUUCAGCAAGAAGUUGCUGUUUGGCAUAAACUAGACCAUCCAAAUGUUACAAAGUUUGUUGGAGCUUCAAUGGGAACAUCAAAUCUUAAGAUCCCUUCCAAUAGCACGUCAAACGACGGUCACAAUUCCCUUCCUUCCAGAGCUUGUUGUGUUGUCGUUGAGUAUCUUCCAGGAGGGACAUUAAAGAAAUACUUAAUCAGGAACUUGAGAAAGAAACUCGCCUUUAAAAUUGUGAUUCAACUCGCUUUGGAUCUCUCUAGAGGUUUGAGCUAUCUUCACUCGAAGAAGAUUGUACAUCGCGAUGUUAAAACAGAAAACAUGUUGUUAGAUUCUCAUCGAACACUAAAAAUUGCUGAUUUUGGUGUUGCUCGAGUUGAAGCUCAAAACCCAAGGGACAUGACAGGGGAAACUGGUACCCUUGGAUACAUGGCCCCAGAGGUCCUUGAUGGUAAGCCUUACAAUAGGAAGUGCGAUGUUUAUAGUUUUGGCAUAUGUUUAUGGGAAAUCUACUGCUGUGACAUGCCUUACCACGAUCUUAGUUUUGCCGAAGUAUCUUCUGCAGUUGUUAGACAGAAUUUGCGACCAGAAAUCCCAAGAUGUUGCCCAAGCUCAUUAGCGAGCAUCAUGCGAAAAUGUUGGGAUGCAAACCCGGAAAAACGACCGGAGAUGGACGAGGUCGUGAGGUUGCUAGAAGCAAUUGAUACGAGCAAGGGAGGUGGCAUGAUACCCGAAGGCCAGGCCCAGGGCUGUUUCUGUUUCACCACUGCUCGUGGCCCAUGAUUUCUGUUUUUAUUCCCAACAAUUUGGUGACAAAUGAUGUCACGAAGCAGUUCAUUGCUAGACCUCAGAAAAUUUUGGAAUGAAUGAUUGAAAUUCAUGGAAAGACAGUCUCUUAUAGUUUUGUUCUCCCUGUUGCAUGGAAUGUCAUGCUGUUUUUCUAUGGUUCUUUUUUAUUUAUUUAUUUAUUUUUACGAUAUCAGCGAGUUAGACAUAAACAUGGAUUCUUGUACAUAUUUAAUUGCAUGAAAGCUACUAUGGUUGUCCUUGUUGAAGCAGAACAAUUAUGGCUGAGAUGGGAAUCAAAUGGAUUUGAAUGUGCUUGUUCA